Molecule: messenger RNA, 1050 nt
Organism: Hordeum vulgare subsp. vulgare (domesticated barley)
Lineage: Eukaryota; Viridiplantae; Streptophyta; Magnoliopsida; Poales; Poaceae
Product: small polypeptide ROTUNDIFOLIA LIKE 3-like
Exons: 1
Coding region: 234-584 (116 amino acids)
Biological process (GO): negative regulation of cell population proliferation
Source: RefSeq, a predicted model, not a curated record
CCGGCCCCAUUCCCACUCCCUCACUCACUCACUCACUCACUCUCUGCUCUGCAGCCACCGCACGCACCAUUCAUUCAUUCAUUCACUCGCUCCAUUUCUUCUCCCCUCGCUCUGCUCAUUCCACGCGCACUGUCCACUCCAUCCAUCUCCAUCCGCCUCCACCGACCGGCCUGCAUUUCCUUGCGUCUCCGGCGGCGGCGGCGGCAGAGGAGAGCUGGUCUGGUCGAGCGCGCAUGGAGGGGGACGACAAGUGGAAGCUGUCCAAGAAGGGGCGGAGCAGAUCGGGCAGGAACUACUACUACGGCGACGCGUCCGGCGCCAGCACAAGCGCCGGCACCGGCGGGGGCCUGAGCCGGAGCUACUCGGCCAGCGUGACCGCCACCCGGGACGGCGGCGGCGCUAGCGGGAGCGGGAGCGGGAGCGGGAGCGGGAGCUCGUCGUCGGAGCAGCAGCAGAAGAAGGAGGAGGCCGAGUCCCGGCGGCGGCUGUCCAAGAAGUGCGUGGAGGCGGUCAAGGAGCACCGCGCCCGCUUCUACAUCGUCCGCCGCUGCGUCUCCAUGCUCGUCUGCUGGCGCGACUACUAGCUCCGGCGCCGGCGCCGCCGCCACAUUCCUUUCCGUCGUUUGCUUCUUUCCGCUGCUGCUGCUCUAGUAGCUACGUACAUUUCUUUUCUUGAUCCAUCCCAUUCUCAGCCUACAUAAUCUUGUUAGCUUCUUCUUGCUUGAUUAGUAGAGUAAUUCUUUUCUUGAUGUUUUCCCUUCCCCACUGCGAUUUGGGUAUGUACAGUACAUCCGCCAUUAGCGCCACCGCAAGACAAGACAAGCUAGCCGCCCCGUCUCCAUCACCAUGACUAGCUCUAGCUAGCUAGUCAGCUCCGGAGCUUCAUCUUGCUCUGGUUUUUCUUCAUUAAUUUCCUCCUCUCUUUCCCAGUCCCAAGACGUAUUUGAAUUUGUGCAGCUAGCUUCGUUUUAAUUAGUAUUUUAAAUCCGUCCCAGUACGUGGUGCUUUGGUUUUGAGUGAAGAAGAAACAUGCAAGAUCAAUCCAUGUCA